AGCUAUAACCAAUACAGAAAAUACUAAGUAGGGGAAAUGUUUUAAUACCAACCACACAAGCAUUAGCUAAUUACUUUGAUAAUCUAACGAUAAUUCUUUUCCAAUGUAAGUAAGAAUUUGAGUUUGACUUACAUAAUAUAUAGGUUGGUAGGUUAAGAGAUUAAAGAUGGUUAUGUCACAUUUUGAAACAAGAAAAAACACCUACGCAAGCAUUAACACGAGCUCCAUGGUCAAGCCCCCACCUCUUUUCCUCCUAGCCACGUUUUUGCCUUUGGUUCCAUGCAUUCAUGCUUUUGAAUUCCUUUAUGAAGUCACCCUUCUUUAAUCUGUCUUGACUCUUCUUUUGGAGCCAUACUAUAUCUUCACAACUCCAUUGUCUCCUUUCCUUCACAAGUUCAACAAUUUCAAUGGAUUCUGAGCACAGGAGAGUUAAUGUUCUGCUUCUUCCAUGGCUAGCUCAUGGCCACAUUUCCCCCUUCCUGGAACUAGCCAAAAGGCUUGCUACUAGAAACUUUGAUAUCCACUUUUGUUCUACACCCUUCAACAUCACUUCAAUCAAGCAAAGAUUACUUCCUCCAAAUUCCUCUGCUUCAAUUCAUUUUGUGGAACUCCAUCUUCCACCGUCACCAGAGCUUCCUCCUCCUCAUCACACUGCCAAUGCUCUCCCGCCCCACCUCAUGUCUUCCCUCAAAACCGCAUUUAACGACUCAACCUCUAGCUUCACCACAAUCCUCAAAACUUUGAACCCAGAUUUACUCAUCCAUGACUAUGUUCCUCUCUGGGCACCGGUUCUUGCUUCAUCCAUGAACAUUCCGGCUGUUCAGUUCUUAAGUGUAGGCGCAACAAUGGCUUCAUUCGCAAUGCAUUUUUCUCAGAACCCUACUAUUAAUUUUCCUUUUCCAUCCAUAUAUCUCCGGAAUCAUGAACAAGAGAAAUUCAAACUCGUACUUGAAGCUGUUAAUAGAAGCAAACAGAUAGCUCCGGCGCAAAAAUGCCCUGAAAACUCUUCAAACAUGAUUUUGAUCAAGAGUUUCAGAGAAAUUGAAGGAAAAUACAUCGAUUACCUCUCGGCUUUAACCAAGAAAAAGGUCGUCACCGUCGGUCCACUAGUUCAAGACCCAAUUGAUAAUCCAAUCACGGAUUCUGAAUUCAUCAAAUGGCUUGACAAAAAGGAACCAUUUUCCACAGUUUUCGUUUCAUUUGGCAGUGAAUACUGUCUCUGCAAGGAAGAAAUAGAAGAAAUUGCUCAUGGAUUGGAACAGAACAAGGUUAAUUUCAUCUGGGUUCUUAGGUUUCACGUGGAACUGGAGAAAAUCGGCUUCAAAGAGGCACUCCCAGAAGGGUUUAUUCAGAGAGUUGGAAACAGAGGAAAGGUAGAUGAGAGAUGGGCGCCGCAAUCGAGAAUUUUAGGGCAUCGCAGCAUUGGUGGGUUUGUGAGUCAUUGUGGAUGGAGCUCGGUGAUGGAGAGUAUGAAAAAUGGGGUUCCCAUAAUUGCUAUGCCUAUGCAUUUUGAUCAGCCAUUGAAUGCGAGGUUGGUUGAAGAAGUGGGGGUUGGGAUUGAGGUCAAGAGAGAUGGGAACGGGAGACUCCACCGGAAAGAGCUGGCCGAAGUUAUCAGAGCGGUGGUUAAGGAGGAAAGUGAAACCGGUGAGAAAGUGAGACGACGGGCAAAGGAAGUGAGGGAAUGCUUGAGAUGCAAAGGUGAUGGAGGGAUGGAUGACGUCGCGGAGGAACUGUUUGCGACCAUGCAACAUACAAGUGUAAAAUUGCAAUUCUAAGCCCAAGACACUUAGCACAUAUCGUUAAAACUUAAAAUGUCCCUAAUGCCUUCUCUUCUUUCCCCUUUUCUCUCCCUUCUCUCUUGUUUUUGCUUCUCUUCUCCAG
Rubroshorea leprosula is the source of this 1884-nucleotide messenger RNA. Lineage: Eukaryota; Viridiplantae; Streptophyta; Magnoliopsida; Malvales; Dipterocarpaceae. The record is from the annotation of a GenBank genome assembly.